GUCAAGUCUUUCUUUUUGGCUCUACAAAAUCCCUAUUUUCAGCAUCUUCCUCACUCAAGCAAGACUCUCUCUGUUCAUUCAAAAAUCCCAAAAACCAAAAGCCCUUGCUUCGACCUCAACCAACGCCACCACCCUAAUCAGGUGGUGCUCCCAACCGAUCAAGCCAAAACCCAUAAAAACCCUCUCUUUCAUAGGACUAUAAUGGCGGCCUCGGAUGUCUCUGACGGACCCGUCCUUAGUCUCAUCAACAAGCGCCUUAGAGCCCUUCGUAAGAAAUUCAAUCGCAUCGUCCAGAUGGAGGAAGCCAUCGCCCAAGGUAAACCAAUUAACAAAGAGCAAGAGGAAGUCCUUCGCUCCAAGCCCGCUGUCUCUGUCCUCAUCGAUGAGCUCGAAAAGCUUCGCCAACCCCUUUCCGCCGCCGUCGACGAGGAGGUUAAUCUUGCCGUACAAAACCACCACCAGGUCUUACCCUCCACUCAGCCCAUCUCCUCCUCCUCCUCGGAUGGUUCCCCGGAUAAAGAUCAUCAGGGCGAAAGCCAGCCCAAUGGACCGUCUUCAGAACCCGUUAUUAGCCGAGAAUCGGAUCACAAAGAGACUGUGGUGGAGGACCUUCUCAAUCUGCUCUAUUUUGGGUCCCUUUUUGAUGUCAAAUCUCAGAGUGACUUCACUUCGACCAUGCUUACCAGGACUCACGAGCGUGGUUGUUGCUUGACCUAUGAUUAUGUCACCGAUGACGCUACUGAUCUGCUUGGCGAGAGAGAUUUGGACCUGAUUUCCAAGCUCGGUGGGCUUUUGAUAUCUCGCCCAGUCGAUUCGAGUUUGUCCCACAAGAAUGCCUUGCAGCGUUGCCUGGAGCACGCCAAGCUUUGGCUCGCCAAGUCGGACCAGCUCAUUGAGCCCAGUGCUAAUAUUACCUAUGCGGAGUUAAGGGAGAGGCUGAGCAAGAUUAUGGCUUCAGACUACUUGACCACUACGCCUGAGAUGAAAGCUCCCGUAGAAGUUGCUGCAGCUGCAGGAAAUUAUGCCUCAUUUCAGGUGCCUGUUCAGGGUUCCAUCUCAUCUAUCCAGGUGGAAGCAUCGGUUUCACAGUUCCAACAGGAUGAAGGCUUAUCAGAUUUUCAAGAGCAUGAAAUGGGUGGUAAUCAAUCAAGUCAUGUAGAGGAAUUUCAUAAGGAUGAUGAACAGGAGAUGGGAAAUUCUGAAGAGAUCCCUGUUGAACGCGAACAAAACAUACCAGACACAGAAGUGGAAUACAAUCAGAUAGAAUUCGAAUUGAAAGAGCAGCAGUAUGUACAGCGGAGGCCCUAUCAGAACCAAAGAGGAGGUCGUGGAGGUGGUGGUGGUGGGGGUGGCCGCAGGGGUUACCCAAACAGCCGUGGAGCUCGAGGCAGCAGUAGAGGAGGGGGACCCUACCAAAAUGGUAGAGGAGGGGGGCCCUACCAAAAUGGUAGGAACCAGUAUUAUGAGCAGCAGCAGCAGCCUGGAGGUUAUCCAAGGAAUUACUAUAAUAAUAGAGGAGGAAGGGGUGGAAGAGGUGGACUAUCUUACAACAAUCAUGGCUCAGUGGUUCAAGGCGGUCAAGCCUCUGCCAGUGUUGGGGUUGGGUCAUGAUGUUAAUCGAACUUGUUAGUAGGACCAUUUUUAGUAGCUUCUUUUUGUGUUGGUGGUGAAUCUUUUGUUGCUUUGCUUUGAAAGAUGAUCUGAAUGUGGGGUUUGCCUAAUGAACUCACCAUCCAGGACUCUUUGUAGUUGGGUUAAAUUGAGGAUUUCAAUAAGAAACCAUGCAAAAGGGAAUAGAUUUUUGUUGUUUCUUUCUGGACCUAUUCUUUUAAUAUGAUCGCAUCGGGAGGAUUAUAAUUCA
Messenger RNA from Humulus lupulus (European hop), 1861 nucleotides. RefSeq lists its product as uncharacterized. The record is from RefSeq and is a predicted model, not a curated record. The transcript is spliced from 4 exons. Bases 202 to 1611 code for a protein of 469 amino acids. NCBI's taxonomy places the organism in Eukaryota, Viridiplantae, Streptophyta, Magnoliopsida, Rosales, Cannabaceae.